CCUCAACAGUGGCUGUCAAGAGAUGAGAUCUGGAUGGUAAGCUGAUGGAACGAGAAUGAGCACUAACUUUUGUGGUUGCAAUUGAGGCUGCCAUUUUUAUUUGCAGGAGGAAUUAGAUGCCAAUGAAAAUCCUGAACUCAAGAGAAACAGGCCAAGUAUCAGAAAAUGCAGAUCUCAAUUGUAGCAGUGUCUGUGGGAGGAGGAACAUUUGCUUGGCACAAAAUAAUAUAAUAUGCAAGAAACCAGGCUGGCGUUCAUCUGCAAAUUUUGGACAGAUGGAUGAGAAGAUAGACUCGAAAACUGAGAUGCUGACUUCUUCGACUUCCCUUAGAAGGCUCACGAUAGCAGGAAUCUCGAUGCUUUUGUUAAUUUUGGACUUCUUAGAACCAGCAAAGCACUUGGAGAGCAUUCUGUUUGCCUUUUUCUUACAUACCAGGUAGCUUGCGAUUCUGCUUGAUACAUCAGUUUGUCUUCUACGUAGAGAGGAUUCUAGAUCUUGAACUGAAUCUCUCAUAUGCGAGAGAGCAUCUUUUGAGGUGCUGCACAGAUCCAAUAACCUAAUGGACCCGCAAAGAAUAUCUUCUCCGCAGCUCAAACGAUCUUGCUGUGCGGCUUGCGAUUGGAUCAAAUCUUCUACACACUCAUAUAAGUCUUGAAGAGCAGAUAAUUUGUCGCAUUUGGAUACUGUCGAUGAGGAUGCCCCUUCCGGGGUCCUUAAUCUGCACAAGUGCUCCUCAACAGUGGCUGUCAAGGGAUGAGAUCUGGAUGGUAAGCUGAUGGAACGAGAAUGAGCACUAACUUUUGUGGUUGCAAUUGAGGCUGCCAUUUUUAUUUGCAGGAGGAAUUAGAUGCCAAUGAAAAUCCUGAACUCAAGAGAAACAGGUUAAGUAUCAGAAAAUGCAGAUCUCAAUUGUAGCAGUGUCUGUGGGAGGAGGAACAUUUGCUUGGCACAAAAUAAUAUAAUAUGCAAGAAACCAGGCUGGCGUUCAUCUGCAAAUUUUGGACAGAUGGAUGAGAAGAUAGACUCGAAAACUGAGAUGCUGACUUCUUCGACUUCCCUUAGAAGGCUCACGAUAGCAGGAGUCUCGAUGCUUUUGUUAAUUUUGGACUUCUUAGAACCAGCAAAGCACUUGGAGAGCAUUCUGUUUGCCUUUUUCUUACAUACCAGGUAGCUUGCGAUUCUGCUUGAUACAUCAGUUUGUCUUCUACGUAGAGAGGAUUCUAGAUCUUGAACUGAAUCUCUCAUAUGCGAGAGAGCAUUUUUUGAAGUGCUGCACAGAUCCAAUAACCUAAUGGACCCGCAAAGAAUAUCUUCUCCGCAGCUCAAACGAUCUUGCUGUGCGGCUUGCGAUUGGAUCAAAUCUUCUACACACUCAUAUAAGUCUUGAAGAGCGGAUAAUUUGUCGCAUUUGGAUACUGUCGAUGAGGAUGUCCCUUCCGGGGUCCUUAAUCUGCACAAGUGCUCCUCAACAGUGGCUGUCAAGGGAUGAGAUCUGGAUGGUAAGCUGAUGGAACGAGAAUGAGCACUAACUUUUGUGGUUGCAAUUGAGGCUGCCAUUUUUAUUUGCAGGAGGAAUUAGAUGCCAAUGAAAAUCCUGAACUCAAGAGAAACAGGCCAAGUAUCAGAAAAUGCAGAUCUCAAUUGUAGCAGUGUCUGUGGGAGGAGGAACAUUUGCUUGGCACAAAAUAAUAUAAUAUGCAUGAAACCAGGCUGGCGUUCAUCUGCAAAUUUUGGACAGAUGGAUGAGAAGAUAGACUCGAAAACUGAGAUGCUGACUUCUUCGACUUCCCUUAGAAGGCUCACGAUAGCAGGAGUCUCGAUGCUUUUGUUAAUUUUGGACUUCUUAGAACCAGCAAAGCACUUGGAGAGCAUUCUGUUUGCCUUUUUCUUACAUACCAGGUAGCUUGCGAUUCUGCUUGAUACAUCAGUUUGUCUUCUACGUAGAGAGGAUUCUAGAUCUUGAACUGAAUCUCUCAUAUGCGAGAGAGCAUCUUUUGAGGUGCUGCACAGAUCCAAUAACCUAAUGGACCCGCAAAGAAUAUCUUCUCCGCAGCUCAAACGAUCUUGCUGUGCGGCUUGCGAUUGGAUCAAAUCUUCUACACACUCAUAUAAAUCUUGAAGGGCGGAUAAUUUGUCGCAUUUGGAUACUGUCGAUGAGGAUGUCCCUUCCGGGGUCCUUAAUCUGCACAAGUGCUCCUCAACAGUGGCUGUCAAGGGAUGAGAUCUGGAUGGUAAGCUGAUGGAACGAGAAUGAGCACUAACUUUUGUGGUUGCAAUUGAGGCUGCCAUUUUAUUUGCAGGAGGAAUUAGAUGCCAAUGAAAAUCCUGAACUCAAGAGAAAGAGGCCAAGUAUCAGAAAAUGCAGAUCUCAAUUGUAGCAGUGUCUGUGGGAGGAGGAACAUUUGCUUGGCACAAAAUAAUAUAAUAUGCAAGAAACCAGGCUGGCGUUCAUCUGCAAAUUUUGGACAGAUGGAUGAGAAGAUAGACUCGAAAACUGAGAUGCUGACUUCUUCGACUUCCCUUAGAAGGCUCACGAUAGCAGGAGUCUCGAUGCUUUUGUUAAUUUUGGACUUCUUAGAACCAGCAAAGCACUUGGAGAGCAUUCUGUUUGCCUUUUUCUUACAUACCAGGUAGCUUGCGAUUCUGCUUGAUACAUCAGUUUGUCUUCUACGUAGAGAGGAUUCUAGAUCUUGAACUGAAUCUCUCAUAUGCGAGAGAGCAUCUUUUGAGGUGCUGCAAAGAUCCAAUAACCUAAUGGACCCGCAAAGAAUAUCUUCUCCGCAGCUCAAACGAUCUUGCUGUGCGGCUUGCGAUUGGAUCAAAUCUUCUACACACUCAUAUAAGUCUUGAAGAGCGGAUAAUUUGUCGCAUUUGGAUACUGUCGAUGAGGAUGUCCCUUCCGGGGUCCUUAAUCUGCACAAGUGCUCCUCAACAGUGGCUGUCAAGAGAUGAGAUCUGGAUGGUAAGCUGAUGGAACGAGAAUGAGCACUAACUUUUGUGGUUGCAAUUGAGGCUGCCAUUUUUAUUUGCAGGAGGAAUUAGAUGCCAAUGAAAAUCCUGAACUCAAGAGAAACAGGCCAAGUAUCAGAAAAUGCAGAUCUCAAUUGUAGCAGUGUCUGUGGGAGGAGGAACAUUUGCUUGGCACAAAAUAAUAUAAUAUGCAAGAAACCAGGCUGGCGUUCAUCUGCAAAUUUUGGACAGAUGGAUGAGAAGAUAGACUCGAAAACUGAGAUGCUGACUUCUUCGACUUCCCUUAGAAGGCUCACGAUAGCAGGAGUCUCGAUGCUUUUGUUAAUUUUGGACUUCUUAGAACCAGCAAAGCACUUGGAGAGCAUUCUGUUUGCCUUUUUCUUACAUACCAGCUCAAACGAUCUUGCUGUGCGGCUUGCGAUUGGAUCAAAUCUUCUACACACUCAUAUAAGUCUUGAAGAGCGGAUAAUUUGUCGCAUUUGGAUACUGUCGAUGAGGAUGUCCCUUCCGGGGUCCUUAAUCUGCACAAGUGCUCCUCAACAGUGGCUGUCAAGGGAUGAGAUCUGGAUGGUAAGCUGAUGGAACGAGAAUGAGCACCAACUUUUGUGGUUGCAAUUGAGGCUGCCAUUUUAUUUGCAGGAGGAAUUAGAUGCCAAUGAAAAUCCUGAACUCAAGAGAAACAGGCCAAGUAUCAGAAAAUGCAGAUCUCAAUUGUAGCAGUGUCUGUGGGAGGAGGAACAUUUGCUUGGCUUAAAUUAAUAAUGGACCAGGCUGGCGAUCAUCUUCAAAUUUUGAACAGAUGGAAGAGAAGAUUGAGCUGAAUACUGUUAUGCUGACUUCUUUAACGUCUCUCAGAAUGCUCAUUUGCAGGAGUCUUGAUGCUUCUAAUCAGAAGCUCUUGUUUGCGAUAAAGCAUGGUUUUAGGUGCUGCAUAAAUCAAAUGAACUAAUAGACAUGUUAAGAAUAUCUUUUCCUUUUAACUUUUUUUUAGCGGCUGGUAGUUCGAGGGUCUUACACACUCAAGCAAGUUGUGCAGCGCAAUAAUUUGUUGCAAUCAGAUAUUCUGAAGUAUACACACACACACACACACACACACAUACUUAUUAUUUCCAUAUUCUAUUCACUACUGACAGUCUGAGGGAUAAUUUUUGGAUGGAAAGCUCAUGGAACGAAAAUGAACAGUCUUUUCUUGACCAUGAUCCUUGCAAGUACAUUAGAUGCCCAUGAAUGCUAAACUCAACUUUAGUUUGAUAAACCUCUUCUAUAAGUGCCCUGUGUGUGUUUUUCUAGAGAGAAAAUGAACAUAUUGUUGUAACUUGAUAUUUCCAAUGUGUUCAACAUUGAAACUUGCUAUCAGCAUAUGCAGAUGUCAAGGACUUAAUAGUAGUAGUAGUGUGAUCCUUAGCAGCUUACAAAAUUAAUACUAUAAAACCCCAGAGCUGAAGCUGGUUAGAUAAGGUGAAUGAUAGUUUUAACAAGGCAUGCCUUCUCAUUUGUUUUAAACUCCGGAUAAUUAGUUAGCAAGGGACAUUCAGAUGCACCUCACUUGAAUAUAAUAUCAAACAGGUCCUCAAAUCAAUGCACCACCACUCUCCCUUGAUAAAUCAUCUUAAAGAAAACUGUGUAGAUGCAUUAUUCUAGAUUUCUUAUUAUUCUCAGUGCAUGUGACUUAUAAUACAGUUAUAUUUUUAGCGCUUUACAAGAUACACAUCAUUCCAUAAUAAAUCUAUAACUAUGAUUUUGAUACCCAAGUUCUGAUCAUUGAUGAAAAAAUGGGCCUGGGCAGAAUCUAAGACAGCCCCAUCAAGAAAUUAACUCCACUCAAUAUCCCACAUCGAAACAUAAAACAAAAUUCGUGUGCAUAAGUAUGGAAGACACUUAUAAAUAUUAUGUGUUCGUAGAAAGGAGAGAUGGUUGGCAUCUCCCCUGACAGGGACGGGAACUGCUCUCCGGAGCAUCACCUGUUUCCACACAUCCGGUUAAGGCUUUCCGCUCCGGCGGAUCUUAUAACCCAAUUUUUU
Messenger RNA from Daucus carota subsp. sativus, 4992 nucleotides. RefSeq lists its product as uncharacterized. The transcript has 14 exons. NCBI's taxonomy places the organism in Eukaryota, Viridiplantae, Streptophyta, Magnoliopsida, Apiales, Apiaceae. The coding region runs from base 3044 to 3550 and encodes 168 amino acids. The record is from RefSeq and is a predicted model, not a curated record.